UGUUUCUCUGAUGAACUCUUGACAGUCAGAGCUCCAGAACAACACCAGGCAUACUUGGACUGAUCUCACAUUAUAUUCUAUUGGAAAGUCAAUUGUGUUUAUAUGUAGAUUACAUAAGAUAUUAUUUAUUAUUAAGAGCAAAGUGUACCAGAGUCAAAUUCCUUGCUUGUCUGAACAAACUUGGCAAUAAAGCUCAUUCUGAUUCUGAUUUAUCUUCCAAAGUAUAUUUUUGAUUCUCUUCUAUGGGAACACAGUGCCUCCUAGUGUUUAGUUCUGGCAAAACCUGUAAACCAGAAUCUACUAAGUUUAAAAUGUUAAUAACAUGAAAGGGUGUGUCACACCCUAAUCAGCUAAUUAACUCCAAAGACCCGCAAAGGUUUCCUGAGCCUCUAAAUGGUAUCUCAGUCUGUGUCAGUAGGAGACACAAUCAUGGGGAAGACUGCUGACUGGACAGAUGUCCAGAAGACAGUCAUUGACACUCUCCACAAGGAAGUUAUUGCAUAAUAGGUCAUUGCUAAAGGAGAUGGUUGUUCAUAGAGCGCUAAAUCCAAGUAGAUUCAUAGGAAGUUGAGUGGAAGGAAAAAGUGUGGUAGGAGUAGGUGCAUCAGCACCAGGGAUAACUGUAGGAUUGUUGAGCAAAAUCUAUUCAAGAAUGUGGUUGAGCUCCACAAGAAGUGAAGGAGUAUUGUCAAGAGGAAGAUGAGAGACACCAGAACCAACAAUGAAGAUGGCCUGAAGGAUGCAAUAAAAGCAACCUGGACUUCCUGAACACCUCAACAGAACCACAGGUAUAUCUCCUUCAUGUCGUGCCGCAUUUAUGCAUUAUUUCAUGCAAAAGGAGCAGAGACCCAGUAAUGAGUGAAUGGAAAUUAACCUAGUUUUCAGAAGCCUGACAUUUCUGUUUUAAAUAGCCUUUUUUAUUGAUCUGAUGUGAUAAAGAGACCGAAUUCUGUGUUUUCAUUCUCUGUAAACCAGAAUCACCUGAAGUACAAGAAACAAAGGCUGAAAUAUUGCCCUUUAUGUGAUGAAUCAAUAUAAUAGAGUUUCACUUUCUCAAAUAGGGACAAAAAUAUUUUACUUUUUCAGGGUGUAAUUUUUUUAAAUGUACCUGUAUACACAUAUCUUCACCAGCCACUUUAUUAGGUACACCUUGCUUGUAGCUGGCGGGAAUUAGAGAUGGGUUCCCUUCCCAAUUAAGGCUAAACAGCUGCAAUUACUAUGUUAUGUGUAUUUAAACUGUAAACUGGAGAUGUUUAAUGUACAGCUCUCUGAGACUUAUUGACAGCAGUAACUGAAUUCAUCCUGAUGGUGGCGCUGUUGGUGUUUUUGCCAUUCCUUACUAAAUCUCAGAUCAAGAUAAACUGGGAUUGCUGCUCGGCUCUCGUUAAGCUCGUUAACCCAGAUUAGAAUUAGAUCUCAGUUUGACAGUAGUGGGCGGGACUAAUGUCGUCUAGCCCCGCCCCUUGACCUCAGCCAUUGUGGUUGUUUGUCCUAUGAGAACUAAUGUUAGUGUAAGAGCUGGUGUGUGUGUGUGUGUGCAUGUGAUUAGGGGGGAUUAACUGUUGGCAGUGAGCAGCAGUUUGAGACAACGUGCAGACAGUCGGAGACUCUGACAUGCGCCAACGGAUCAGCUGAGGUGAAAUGAGCUGAAGGUUACCUUUGACUGUCUGGCCGUUUGAUCCCAUAAGGAACAGACCUGGAUCGCCAGGGUCAGGGUUCAGACCUGUCUGCUGGUUCUGGUGAUGACCGAGAGACAGAGAGGCGGUUGUGAGUUGGUGGCUGGUACAGACGGGUCGGCUCUAUGUGUGAGCGUCUUUGUUUCUGUCAUGUGACCAUCUGAGCUGAGAGCUGAUGUCAGAAGGGGAGCAGGAGCCCAUCAGCAGGUGACCCCCUUCCCAUGAUGCCCUGCAGCUUUGGGGGUUCACCAUGGGAGAUGAGUCCUACCCAGAAUGCCGAGCUCAGGAGCUGUUUGAUGAGUUUGUGUCAGCAUCGACCUGCAGGGCGGCGCUGCACUGCUUCAGCCAGCUGUGUGAACAUCUUCAGCUGGAUCACAACACCACUGAUAAGCCUCUCUACCAACCAAUCAAACAGCGGCUCAACUACUGGAAGGCCAAUGCUCUGUGGGCCAAACUGGACCGGAGGGCAGCACAGCAGGAGUACCAGAGGGGCCGGGUCUGCAGCAACAUGACCUGUGUGAUCAUUGGGGCGGGGCCCUGUGGCCUUAGGACAGCAGUGGAGCUGUGCUUCAUGGGAGCCCGGGUGGUGGUCCUGGAGAAAAGGGAUUCAUUUUCCAGGAACAACGUGCUCCACCUUUGGCCCUUCACCAUCUAUGACCUGCGGGGCCUCGGGGCCAAAAAGUUCUAUGGAAAGUUCUGUGCGGGAUCCAUCGACCACAUCAGUAUCCGCCAGCUGCAGCUCGUCCUGCUAAAGGUUGCCUUGCUCCUUGGUGUCAAAGUGCACGUCAAUGUGGAGUUCAAACAGCUGGUGGAGCCACCAGAGGACCAGCUCAGAAACAAGGAGGGCUGGAAAAUGGAGGUGAGUCCGAAGUCCCACCCGGUCAAUAAGCUGGAGUUUGAUGUCAUGAUAGGAGCAGAUGGACGCAGGAACACGUUGCCAGGUUUCAGGCGAAAGGAGUUUAGGGGGAAGCUUGCCAUCGCCAUCACAGCCAACUUUAAAAACAGAAACACCUCAGCAGAGGCCAAAGUGGAAGAGAUCAGUGGAGUGGCUUUCAUCUUCAACCAAAGGUUCUUUCAGGAACUGCGGCAGGAAACUGGUAUUGACCUGGAGAACAUUGUUUACUACAAGGAUGACACACAUUACUUUGUUAUGACAGCAAAGAAACAAAGUCUGUUGAACAAAGGAGUCAUUCUGCAGGACUUUGGAGACACUGAGCAGCUCCUCUCUCGAGGAAAUGUGGACCAGGAGGCUUUGCAGGCAUAUGCCCGUGAGGCCGCUGACUUCUCUACCAAUCACCAGCUGCCAAUCCUGGACUUUGCCAUGAACCAUUAUGGUCAGCCAGAUGUUGCCAUGUUCGACUUUACCUGCAUGUAUGCAUCAGAGAACGCUGCCAUGAUUCGCCAACGGCACGGACACCAGUUGCUGGUCAGUCUGGUCGGAGACAGUCUGCUGGAGCCAUUUUGGCCGAUGGGGACAGGAGUAGCUCGUGGGUUCCUAGCAGCUCUGGAUUCAGCCUGGAUGAUAAGAAGUUGGGCUCAGGGUGGAGCACCUCUGGAUGUCCUGGCUGAGAGGGAGAGUUUGUAUCGUCUGCUCCCUCAGACAACUCCAGAGAACAUGCAGAAGAGCAUCAGUCUGUUCACUGUAGAUCCAGUGACAAGAUACAUGAACAUCAGCCCUCUGACUGUCACACCUGCUCAGGUGAAACACCUGGUGGACACAGGCAAAGACCAGGUGCCAAACACAAGUGAAAGCGAUAUUAUCCGGCUGCAUUCUCCAAGACUUCUAAGACAAGACUCCUUCUCUCAGUCCAAUCAGCUGCUGACUUGGUGUCAGCAGCUGACUCGUGGUUACAGAGGUGUCAUAGUUUGUGACCUGACUACUUCCUGGAAGAAUGGCCUGGCCUUGUGUGCCCUUAUCCACCGAUGCCGACCAGAUCUGAUAGACUAUGACUCUCUGGACGAGUCAUCAGUGGAGGAAAACGUCCGACUCGCAUUUGACAUGGCUGAGCGAGAGUUUGGGAUUUCUCCUCUCAUGACAGUGGAAGAAAUGUCGUCUGUGGGAGAACCGGACUCUCUUUCUAUGGUGAUGUACCUGAGUCAGUUCUACCAGCUGCACAAAGAAUCACUGCGCCCUGCUGGCUCCCUGAUUCAGAAUGCUGACCUGAGAGCAGCUCUCAUCACUCCAGCUUCUCUCCUCAGCAGACUGGGAGCCAGUCCUUCCAGGAGGAGAAACCCAAAGGAGCAUGGAGAGGCUCUGGGCAAAAGGAGAAGGAUGAGUCAGGAGUGUGGUGAGCUUCAGGAGUCAUGUGACCUUAAUGGUGACUUUGAUGAGAACUUUGUGGGCGGGACCAGUCGGUCCCGAGUUCGUCUGAUGGCCAAUCAGCUACAGGCGAAGCUGGACGAGAGCUCUGCAACUUGCAUGAGUUCCUCAUCUUCCUCAGCUUACGCGCUACGCCAGCAGCAGGGGGCGCCGCCCAGCCUCCCUUCUCCUUCAGAGUCUGCAAACCACCAGCAGGUCACUCCUCCUGUUCAGGCGUCGUCAUGGAGACCGAAAAAACGAACCUUUCAGCAGGAGCAGAUGAGUUUUCGCUUCAGAGAGAGGAUCAAGUCUAACUGGGCCUCCAGCAGGGAUGAGCAGUGUCUUCAGAUGUACACCGGUGGAGUGAGCUCAUUGGCUGAGCAGAUAGCCAGUCGUAUUCAGCAUCAGCAGAGUAGCUUGGUCUCUGUCAGCAGUGACGUCUGUUUCUUCUGUAAGCAGAGGGUCUAUGUGAUGGAGCGUCUGAGCGCAGAGGGUCUGUUCUUCCAUCGCAGCUGUUUCCGCUGUGGCUCCUGCAGCGCCCCCCUCAGGCUGGUUUCCUACAGCUAUGACCAGGACAGCGGGACGUUUCACUGUCUGCAGUAUCCCGACUGUGAGCUGGACGCUCCCACGCCGAGGAAGAGGCCAACUCCGUCUGCCUCACUUGGAACAUCGACGCCGUCUCUGUCUUCAGCUCCUUCCCUCUCUGACUCUCUGACCGAGCGGCGUCGGUCUUCAGCUGCUUCUGUGAUGAUGGCGACACCGGAGAGGAUCGAGCUGGAAAACUGCAGGAAGGAGGAGCUGCAGGAGAAGCCCGAGGAAGUCUCGGAGGAGGUCCUGAACCGAUUCAACCUGAGCGUGGACGAGGGUGUGCGUGUCAGUUCAGAGGAAGAGGAGGGUGAAGAAGGUCCUGGAUGUGUUUCCUCACAGGAGGCGACAUCUGCAUGGAGGGAAACUCUGCUCCCUCUGAGAGGUGAGGAAGAGGAGGAGAGAGAAGAGAACGAGUCCAGCGACGAGGGGGAGUACAGCCCCUGGGAGAUGGAGCGCCGCUCGGGUCUCUGGCUCCUGUUAGAGGAGGAAUCAGAGCUGGAGUUUUCUCCUUACACCUCUCGCACACCUGUGCAACAUGGCUCCGCCUCCAGCCUGCAGCCCUGUAUCUCCUGCUCUCCAUCUCCCUCUAUAACUCCGCCCACUGCACCGACGCCCUCCACUGCCUCCUUCGUCACCUCACCAGACUCCACCCCUGACUCUGACAUAGCCAAAGCUCCUCUGUCACCUGUCAUCGUCAUGGAGACGACAGCAAAGAAAGGACCUACAGCAAGGGGGCGGGGCUCGUUUGAUGACAUCACACCUGAACUGCCACAGAAGAAGGCCCUCCUCCAGCAGGAGGAUUCAAAGGUGCAGAGAGAAGAAGAAAUGUCAGAUGGUGUGAUGAUGAGAAGGAGGCACAGAGAAGCUCAGAGUCUGCCCCCCAGCCUCCUUCUACCUUUUGGAUGUGGAGCUUUCCUUCUCCACCUGAAGGAGAAGCUCAGAGAGGCUCCUCCCCCUGCGCAGGUGGAGUUUGGUGGAGGUGGAGCCAGAGGCCUGCUCAAGGCAGUGAUCCCUGGAAACAGAGAGAAUCAGAAAAGGAGGGGCGGGACGUUACCUGCAGAGAAGCCAAGGGGGUUACCAGCCAAUCAGAGGAGAGUUCCAGGAGAGGAAUCGGAUCUGGACUCAUUGACGCUGCUCCAGAGAUGUUCGCUGAAACCCAGGAACAACCUGCAGUUGGAGUUGUUUGAGCUGGUGUCUGAGCUCCAGAAAGUUAAAGUGGAGGGAGAGGAGGAGGAGGAAGAGGAGAACCAGCCGCAGGCAUACGUUCCUCACGCUCUGGCGUUCAGGCGAUCGUAUGGAGUCAAGAGGAAACCCUUGAAGGACAGAGUCCAAGACUCUGAUGGACAGUCCUCGUGUCCCACAGAGGUCGUGGGAGUCCUAACCCAGCCCAAGGAACCAUCCAGUUUGAGCAUGAGGGAGACCAUGUUCCAGAAAGAGCGAGAGGAUGAAGACGAAGACCUGGACACCAAAAUAACUCGACGGGUUCAGAGAGCUGCCAGGAGACAGGCCAAGAAGGAUCAGUUGAAGAGACUGCACAAGGCUCAGAUGAUCCAGCUGCAGCUGCAGCAGGUGGAGGUGAAGCAGAGAGAGCUGGAGGAGAGAGGUGUGAUGGUGGAGAAAGCUCUGAGAGGAGAAGCAGACUACUGGGAGGAUUCCAGCCAUGGUCCAGACAUGGAGCUUCACCUGGGAGGACUGGGUAAAGUGGACAAUCUGAAUCUGAUGCAGCAGUGGUUCCAGCUGGUCCAGCAGAAGAACUCUCUGGUCCGAUAUGAAUCUGAACUCAUGAUAUUUGCUCGUGAGCUGCAGCUAGAAGACAGACAGAGUUGCCUCCAGCAGGAGCUCAGAGAGAGGAUGGCAGUGGAUGAUCACCUGAAGGAUGAGGAGCAGCUUGCUGAGGAGCGCUUGAUCUUGGAGGAGAUGCUGGAGGUGGUGGAACAGAGGGAUGCUCUGGUGUCUCUGCUGGAGGAGCAGCGGCUGCUGGAGAGACAGGAAGACCAGGACCUGGAGCAGGUCUUGAUGGCCGGAGGACUAGCACUCAGCUGGACCUGAAGGAACUGGUGUGAACUAGACUGUUGAAGACUCAGCAGAUGCAGAAACUGAAUACAGAUGCAAUUCGACAGAAUGCAGUCAGAACCAAAUCCUACCAGAACUGAACGGGAUCUGAUGGAGCUGCUGGGUCUUGCUAAAAGUGAUCAAGUUCUGUUGGCUGUUUCUGGAUGAAGUAGGCGAAGCAUGUUUGUGUCCACCUCCAACGUAUCUGUGGUUCUGGUUCUGUAACUCUUUAAAAAAAAGGAGCCGCAGUUUAAUCAGGGUAGCUGCGGCGCCAAAAAACGACUGGACCCUAACAGGACUUCACUGACAGUAACAUUUUAAUGGUGUCGGUCCAAUUUAAAUCUGAUCUGAUCUGUGUUUCCUGAAGCUCUUUGAAUUAUCUUCAUGAACAAUAACUAAAUAAAACAUAUUUGUUUGAAAUAUAUGAAUAUGAAAUGAUCCAAAAGGCAAUGAAUAAUAAGAGAUAAAUAAUCCUGGAUUAUUCCAUCUUUAUUCCAGUUAUUUUGGCACCAAACAGCAGAAGGAAGCAGUUCAGACUAAAUUCAUUGUCAGUAAUCUGAGUUUGGGAUGUUUGCUUAACAUGUUGAUGACAGGAAGUGAUCUCACCAUCAUGAACAUCAUGUGACCUGAGCUCCAGUGUUGGCUGCUGAUCACCUGUCUGCCUUAUUUCCUCAUUAAUGUAUGAAUUCUGAUGGAUCUAACAAAGUUCUGACUUCAUGUGUUGUUUAAUAAAGACUGAGGUUUUCUGCUUA
This is a messenger RNA of Girardinichthys multiradiatus, 7367 nucleotides long. RefSeq names its product protein-methionine sulfoxide oxidase mical3b-like. The transcript is spliced from 36 exons. The record is from RefSeq and is a predicted model, not a curated record. Gene Ontology annotation, molecular function: protein binding; FAD binding. NCBI's taxonomy places the organism in Eukaryota, Metazoa, Chordata, Actinopteri, Cyprinodontiformes, Goodeidae. Bases 1927 to 6612 code for a protein of 1561 amino acids.